This is a messenger RNA of Sphaerodactylus townsendi, 3857 nucleotides long. It is a transcript of the gene ECHDC1, whose product is annotated as ethylmalonyl-CoA decarboxylase 1. NCBI's taxonomy places the organism in Eukaryota, Metazoa, Chordata, Lepidosauria, Squamata, Sphaerodactylidae. Gene Ontology annotation, biological process: fatty acid beta-oxidation. Gene Ontology annotation, cellular component: cytosol. The record is from RefSeq and is a predicted model, not a curated record. Bases 283 to 1179 code for a protein of 298 amino acids. The transcript is spliced from 7 exons. Gene Ontology annotation, molecular function: enoyl-CoA hydratase activity.
CACCGAGUGUUGCAGAUUGCUGUGCAGAAUUGGCGGCUGCAGCUGUUGCAGGGGUGCAGGUCUUCAUAACAGUCCCUGGUUUCUUCCCCUUCAUGAUGUGAUGUUGGGUGGCACUGAGGACAGACCGCUUUAGGACUGAACAAGACAAAAUGGUAUCCACAGGACUGCCUUCAGUACGUGCCACCAUUUUAUAGAGUAUUUCCAUUGGGUAACUACUUCUAACAGUAACACAAGGGGCUGAUUCUGGUUGGGACUACCAGCCGCAGAGGAGGAAAUUAAAAAAUGGUUAUUUUCUUAUGGAAGAGUUUCCAUCGAAUGCCUAAUGGGAGGUUGCUCUGGCAAAGAAAUGUGUCUCUGUAUAACCAUAUCCAUAGUUUUGAAGAGAAAGAAAUAAAGAAAAAACUACAGCAGUUUACCGGUGGGUCUAUCAACCUGUCAAAGAAGGAAGAUGGCAUUGGGAUACUUACCUUGAACAACCCAAAGCUAAUGAAUGCAUUCACAGGUACAAUGAUGAUAGAACUACAGGAAAAGGUUGCUGAAUUAGAAAACUGGAAGGAUGGAAAAGGACUUAUUAUCCAUGGUGCAGAAAAUACUUUUUGCUCAGGAUCUGAUCUUAAUGCUGUCAGGCUACUUUCCAGCCCACAGGAUGGAAUGAAUAUGUGUAUGUUCAUGCAAAACACCUUAACCAGACUUAUGAGGUUGCCUUUGAUAACAGUUGCUGUAAUUCAAGGAAAAGCUCUAGGGGGAGGAGCAGAACUGACCACUGCAUGUGACUUCAGGUUAAUGACCCCGGAGAGUGAAAUUAGAUUUGUCCACAAGCAGAUGGGCUUAGUACCAGGAUGGGGAGGAGCUGCCCGGCUUGUACAGAUCGUUGGUAGCAGCCCCGCCCUCAAGCUGCUCAGUGGUGCUGUGAAAGUGCUGCCAGAACACGCCCUUCAUAUUGGUCUGAUAGAAGCCAUCUUGUCUUCUUCUGAUGAGCCGCUAGAAGAAACAUGCACAUGGCUCAAGCUGCACACAAAGGGCCCAGCUGAAGUGAUUCAGGCUGUGAAGAAAGUAGUUGUGGCAGGAAGAGAGCUGCCGUUGGAAGCUGCCUUGAGAACAGAAAUGAAGAUUUUUGGAACUGUUUGGGGUGGGCCUGCCAACUUGGAGGCCUUAGCUCAGAGAACAAAACACACAUGAAUAAUUUUGAAAUAUAUAAAGGAAAUGGGUUUGAUCUCUUGCAGGCAAACUGGUGCCAGUAAUGGAUGUAUGGGAAGCAAUUAAGUUUUCUAUCUGUUCUUUGGGUAUUAACAUUCAAAGUUUCUUGUUAAGAAGAUGCUAUUUUGAAAGCACAAUUAAAAAAUUCUUGAAAAUACAGCAGUAGAGCUGGGAAUUGCAGUGAAGGAAUUUAGUGCCAGAAAGCACCAAAAUAUUCCAUCUCCAGCUACUGGUUACAUAUUACAGGUAAAAGUCAAGUGUGUGGAAGCUUGCAUAUAAGCUCACAUGCUCUCCUAAUUGUCUAUAUGUUGAUGUGUUUGUUGCAUUUGAGAGAUUUAUCUGACUUAUUUUCUCAAGCUUUGUUAUUGUUGUAUGUAGUAGAUAGAUUCCAUCAGGGCUGGCAGUAUGGGCAUCCAUUUCAAACAUAGUGAUUGAUACCCACUUGGCGCAACGUUAUUAUCACGAAGACUAAGGGCAAUUUCACACGUGCUGAAUAAUGCACUUUCAAUCCAGUUGUGAUUCACUUUGCAGUUGGGUUUUAUUGUGUGAAACAGCAGAAUCCACUUGCAGACCAUUGUUAAUAUGCAUUGGAAGUGGAUUGAAAGUGCAUUAUUCAGGGUAUGUAAAAGCACCCAGAGACAAAAGGGACAAGCUGUAUUUUAAGAUGAAUUUGCUGUCUCAAUCCAAGUUCUUUCUAGGGAUAUUUAGUGUUUGGUUCUUUCCUGCUGUCCCCUAGUUAUGCCAGGAUUCAGAGGAACUUAUUUUAUUCUAGCAUAACCUUACACCAGAUGCAUGAGCUAAUAUUUUAGGCACCACUACUUUGACAAGUUUUGAUAUACAGAUGGCGGGGAUAGAUGUAAAUGUCCUGCAUGCAGGCAAUUGGCUGCCUGACACACCAAGUAUAUUUGAAAAUAUUUCCCUUGAAUUAUUAGUGAGUUCUGUAUGAUACUCUUCAGUAGAUCUGCAUGAUACUCUUCAGUGGAUUGGCUUUUGAGACAUCAGUAUGAACUGAACACCUUAUCUUUAUUCCUCGUAUUUCAGGUUAAGGAGAGCUUAUUUGAAAGAAAUGUUUGUGCAACUAUCCUCCAAAGUAUCAGUGAAACUCUGCAAAUUUACAUGUGGGUAGGUUCCAUUGUUCUCAGCGUGCUUACUUGUUGUAGCCAGGUUCUAUGGGAGAGCAUUCUCCACACACCUUUUACGUGCAUAUAGAACUAGCAGCUGAACAAACACUUGUACAAAAAGUUUGUCUGACUCAAUAUCUGCCUCUCACAUGCGUUUUGACAAACUUUAAAAAACAUGUCUAAGCAGCUAAACUGAGCUGAAAUGAUCAAAGACCCAUUCAUACUUGAAUAGGCUAGCGUCAAGGUUCUGAAAUGUUUCUUUUCAGCUGUAAAAAGCAUUUUCAGAGCUACCAGAACUUCCUUGUAAACAAGAGUGUGACCAGUAGUUUUGUAUAUACCACAGGAUGUGUGCAGAAGUACAGAAACUUUCUUCAAAUUCAUGGGUUGUGUAAGAUUCUGUUAACACAAAACAGCUCCCAGUUACUGCUUUUGUUAGCUCUUCUGGAGCUGUCUGUUCUGUUAGUUUUCUCUUUAUGGCUAGUGGUUCAAGUAAGGGCCUGUCACAGCCAGUGGUGGCAGCAAACUACUUCCAUUGGAGCUUUGUUUCUUGGUUGGCUAAUCUUGACAACUGGGUGUACAACUGAUGAAGAUAUAAUGGAAUGCAUGCAGUUUGUGAGAUAUAGCAUUUUAGCAAAUUCAGCAAAUAUUCUUCAUGGCUGACAAAUUUUAGAAAGUGUGAGAGCAGAAGAUAACCAAAAUGUCUAUAGCUCAGCAAACUAGGUUCUCUGAACAAAUUAAUUCUUAUUGAGACAUUAUGGUACAAAUGUGCUACUUGGAGUCUGCUCCUUUCCUUGAUGAUUGCAUCUGGGUAUAAGCCAGAAGCCUGCAUUUGAUAGUCAGAAUGUUAGUGAACAUAGCUUAAAACACUCCCCUUAAAACUGAAGGGAAAGUCUGCCAGUGGUAGGUUUCUUUCCAUGUUCCAUUUAUGGAUUUUCAGCAAUUAUUAAAUGUUUGAGUUUCAUGUGAGAAAUUCUGUAUUCACCUGAAUCUGAGUUCUAGGUAAUUGGAGGACAAUCUGUACUUGAAUUAAAAGUCUGACCUAUAUUUUAUAAAUUUGCUUACAGUGAUAUAAAUUAUGUGUCUGAUAGCAAAAGCUAUUUUUAAAAAAUGUGUAUUUAGCAAAAAUGUGUACUUAGCAAAAGCUAUUUUUAAAAAAUGUGUAUAAUUCCUCCAAUUUCAAUAAUCAUAAGAUUAAAUACUUGAAGUCUACAAGAAUUGACUUAGUAUAAAAAGAGAACAGAAGAGAUGCAAAUUUGAAUUAGCUGCAUUUGCCUUGUGUGGGAAUGGGGGAAUAGAUUAAAUCUCCCCUCCAUAGCCCUCAGUUUUGGGCAAUUAGAUCUGGUUGGUGACAUGAGCAGAACUAGUUUAACAGCUGUAUCUACGAUGAAGGUGACACUUACCUGUAUUUUUCCAAACCUCAUCUGACAACUGGGAGAGCCCAGAAUUGUGUUAGCUUUUUUUUUAUUACACUGAUCUACUUGACUCAAAAUGAAUGUUGUCUAAUUCACUGCUGAAUAUUAAAACCUACUUAAGCUAUUA